Messenger RNA from Zingiber officinale, 1457 nucleotides. RefSeq names its product phosphoglycolate phosphatase 1A, chloroplastic-like. The coding region runs from base 132 to 1220 and encodes 362 amino acids. NCBI's taxonomy places the organism in Eukaryota, Viridiplantae, Streptophyta, Magnoliopsida, Zingiberales, Zingiberaceae. The record is from RefSeq and is a predicted model, not a curated record. The transcript is spliced from 11 exons. Gene Ontology annotation, molecular function: phosphatase activity.
CGAAGAUUGGACUGGACUCCUCAGCCACUGCCUUACCAUGAUGAUUCAUCCGCCUAAAUAAUAAACAACUGCUUCGAUCCACUCGGGGUCGCUGCUUCUUUUGAGAGUGCUAGAAGCAGAGGAUCGGAGGGAUGUUGAUGACCAGAGGAACUGCUGCUAUAUCUGCUUUCGUCUCCUCCAGAUUCCCAGUUGCCCCUACGGUCGUCACACAGCAGCGGCUCUUCUCAACUCUCCGUCUGCCUUGUUCUUUUCGCCACUUCGGUGUUCGGAGAAGGUUUGGACUCCGGGGGUCCACCAUGGACUCUAGAACGGUGAUCAGAGCGUCGGCUCAGAGGCUGCAGAAUGUCGAUGACCUCAUCGAUUCUGUGCAGACCUUCAUCUUGGAUUGCGAUGGAGUUAUAUGGAAGGGCGAUAAAUUGAUCGAUGGAGUGCCCGAGACACUUGACAUGCUAAGAUCCAAGGGCAAAAGAUUGGUUUUUGUGACUAACAACUCUACCAAAUCAAGGAAGCAGUACGGGAAAAAGUUCGAAACUCUUGGUCUGAGCGUUAGUGAGGAGGAGAUCUUUGCAUCAUCUUUUGCGGCAGCUGCCUACCUGAAGUCCAUUGACUUCCCCAGGGACAAGAAGGUAUAUGUAAUAGGAGAGGAUGGGAUUCUCAAGGAGCUAGAACUUGCUGGAUUUCAGUAUCUCGGCGGUCCGGAAGAUGGUGAUAAAAAGAUUGAGCUCAAGCCAGGUUUUCUAAUGGAGCAUGAUAAGAACGUUGGAGCAGUAGUGGUUGGUUUUGACCGCUAUUUCAACUACUAUAAAGUUCAGUAUGGGACUCUUUGUAUCCGUGAAAAUCCUGGAUGUCUUUUUAUUGCAACAAAUCGUGAUGCUGUAACCCAUCUUACCGAUGCUCAAGAAUGGGCUGGUGGAGGUUCUAUGGUCGGUGCGAUUUAUGGUUCAACCCAACGAGAGCCACUUGUUGUGGGAAAGCCUUCAACGUUUAUGAUGGAUUACCUAUCAGACAAGUUCGGCAUUCUAAAAUCUCAAAUCUGCAUGGUAGGAGAUAGGUUGGACACUGAUAUACUAUUUGGGCAAAAUGGUGGCUGCAAAACUCUUCUUGUUCUAUCAGGUGUCACAACUCUGCAAAUGCUUCAAAGUCCCAAUAAUUCCGUACAACCAGAUUUCUACACAAACAAGAUCUCCGAUUUUAUUACCCUUAAAGCUGCUGCUGUCUGAACGACAGGAUUUCCUUAUUUUUGAUAAAAGCUGCAAGAUCGUCUUAAUUUAUAUUAAUUUGCAUAUGAAUGGAACUUUAAUUUCAUAUUAGAGCAAGAGCUGAAGUCCCUACCUCAGUUCCACACUUCUAAAAGGAGAUAAACUACAGAGAUAUUUAUCCUCUUAGUAUAUUUUAUAUCUGUUAAAAAUUGAUCUAAAACUUCAAUGAUCACCAUAUUAACUGUGACAAUUUGUGAA